This is a messenger RNA of Rhincodon typus (whale shark), 2927 nucleotides long. RefSeq names its product zinc finger and BTB domain-containing protein 1-like. Gene Ontology annotation, biological process: regulation of transcription by RNA polymerase II. Gene Ontology annotation, molecular function: DNA-binding transcription factor activity, RNA polymerase II-specific; protein binding; RNA polymerase II cis-regulatory region sequence-specific DNA binding. The transcript is spliced from 2 exons. The record is from RefSeq and is a predicted model, not a curated record. Lineage: Eukaryota; Metazoa; Chordata; Chondrichthyes; Orectolobiformes; Rhincodontidae. Gene Ontology annotation, cellular component: nucleus. The coding region runs from base 100 to 2013 and encodes 637 amino acids.
CUGAGAGACCGGAAGUGCCUGGAACGUUGGCCCGGGAGGCCUGUGUCAACUUGCAGAGUUUGUGUAUCAAUUUGCAAACGGAAGGAGGGGGCAGACAGGAUGCAGCUGACCAGGCACAGCGACCACGUACUGCAGCAGUUGUGCUCCCAGCUGGAAUACGGCUUCCUGUGCGAUUGCUCCAUAACCGUGGGCGAUGUCCACUUCCGGGCUCACCGGGUCGUGCUAGCAGCCUGCAGCUCCUACUUCCACAAGCUCUUUGUGAAUCAGCCGGCCGAGGCCUCACACGUGUGCCUCAGCUCACAGGCCGUCAGCCCUGACCACUUCGACCUGAUCCUGCAGCUGAUGUACACGGGCCGCCUGGCGUCUUCGCCUCCCGACCCCGACAGGUUCCGGGCCUCCCUCAACUUCCUGAAGCUCUACAACGCUUCCCGGUUCCCCGUCCCAGCGGUGGCGGCUGGAGGGAAUGAGGAGGCAGCCCCUCAGGCUUCGGCGGGUGGCAAGGGGGAGAGGUUGGUCUUUGGCGUGGAGCUGUGCCACUGGGACAGGAACAGGCCGGACGCUGCCCCCACGCAGCAGCACCACCACCACCACCAGCCUCCAGUCUCCAUCAAAUCGGAAACGCCCGAGGGGCCGCCGGGUAUACAGCUCCAGCUGCGCUGCCCCCUCUGCGGCCUGGCCUUCGAGCAGCCCCACACUUUGCAGGAACAUCUGCCCAGCUGCCUGCGGGCGAGGGAUGGCACGGCGAUGGCCGCUGCCGACGGGCAGAGCCCUGUGCCCGAGGUGAAGCAAGAGGUCCCCGAGAGGAGGUGGGAGGGGGACGGGGGCCUUCCUGAGGAGCAGGGGGCCGGCGGCUUGAAGCCGCCGAAGGUGGAAGCCCCCGAGGAAGGGUCGCAGGGGGAGCACCACCCCCUGGUGCUGGAGCUCAGCGGCAUCACGGUGGUGAGGGUGGGAGGUGAGGAGCGGGAGCCCGGGGUCUCCCUGGAUCGCCCUCCGGAGGAUUACGAGCUGGAGGAGGGAGAGGUGCGGUUCCCGGGAGACGACGACCUGGUGCUGGAGAACCCCUCGGAGGAUGGCUCCUUUAGCAGCUCCAGCUCCGGUAGCAGCUCCACCUCUGACAGCGAGGCCUUGCCCCCGAGCCCGGAGCCCAGCGAGGACGAGGGCCGGGCCCCCCGGAGAGCCUGGAGUUGCCAGACCUGCCAACCGUCAGAGAGGCGAUGUGUGCCUCCGCGGAGCCGGGCGAGGGCCCGGGGGAAGGUGGAGUGUGCCCAUCCGCCCCCAACCACCUCCUUGCGGUGCUGCGUGGCAGAGGGCAGUGCACACCCAGACAUUGGGCAUCAACAGAGCUGCCAGGAGUGGGAGAGGAGCCGGGCCCUGGACUGCGUGCUGUCCAGGGGUGCAGUGACAGGGCGCAGCAAGAAAGGGCCAAAGGCAGGCAAGCAGCUGGGGACAUCCUGUCACAAGAAGGGCACGGAGGCCGCGCCAGGGAAGCAGCGGCGUUUGGCCAAGGCGUCGGCACCACCCAGCGCCAGGAAACACGGCGUGCCGUGUAAACACUCCUGCCAAGUCUGUGGCAAAGGUUUCCUACAGCGGGGACACCUGACCGCGCACGUGGCCAGCCACAUAGGCAGGGUCGGGGGGUUCCCCUGCCAUGCGUGCGGGCAGGAGUUCCCGCGGGAGCGCGAGCUGCGGCUCCACGCGGCCUCCCACGCUGGCGACACCCGCUAUGCCUGCCGGCUGUGUGGCCAGGGCAGCCGCCGCAAGCACGGCCACCUGCGGCACAUGGCCGGCCACCUCUCCCCGGGCCAGGUCCUCUGCCGGGUCUGCUUCGAGAUCUUCCGUGGCGCACCGGAGCUGCAGCGCCACCUCGAGAACCACCUCUAUCCCUGCGGCGUGUGCGGCGAGAAGUUCAAGCGUAAAAAAGAUGUGGCGGGCCAUUCUGCCAGCUGCUGGAUGAAGAAACUGAUGAAUUCUGAACCCGACAGGCCCCCGAACCGUCAGGAGAACGCGGAUUAACCCUCUAACCUUUCCUCCCAGCUCCCACAAACAAGGAAUCUGUGUCACGCCCCAUCUUCCACUGCAUUGUAAGCUCCCUUAGUGAGCUGCACAGUACAGAAGGUCCCAGUUAGAUCCAUUUCUGAAUUAGUCUCUUGCGACCAGGACAGUGGUAGAUGGAUGUAGAGGGGUGGUUCCAAUUAACUUUCAGCCAGGGUUUUCCAUUCAACGUUGCAGUACCUCUUACUCCUAUUUGCGUGGACAAGGCAGAGAAUGGGACCAGGCUGCCUGGCAGUGUUGGGACUGAGCAGGAAUACUCCAGUUGGCAUGACACCUCCAUGAUGCCCAAUCUGCAAUAACAACCUCAAGCAGCAUUUCUCACUCUUGUCCUCCAUUCCUUCCAUCCAAAACCUCAGCCCCAGUUUUAUAUCAGAUUUUGCAUGUGAAAAGCCUAUGUUUAAGGGCAAAGUCAUUGCACAGUAAACGAGAUAUUCGGAGGGAAGGGAAGAGAGAGCUUACUGAUACAUUAAAAUUCGGUGCUUGACCAGGGCAGGAUUGAAAUCCAAUCACCCCAACCCCGCAAAAACAGACACUCCCAAUGCAACCCUUCCACAUCUGAACAAAAGUGUCCAACCUGGCAGGGGAGUAGCUGGGAUCCAUGUGGAAGCUGAAAGCCAAUGGGAAAUCAGUGCCAAAUCUGAGAAAGGCAGCCAGUGGAGGGAAACACCAUUAGUGGUCAUUGUCUGAUCUCCAGCAGCUGCUCAGGUAUUGGGACAGCACAUGGCUGUUUGACUGUUGAUGUUUGGAGAUUUGAAAACCCGCAGUUUGUGUUUCAAACAGUAUUCGUUUGUAACUUGAGUUUUGUACACUGUUUUCUAUUAAGUGAAAAGUCUUAUGGUCAGUGUACAAAUAAUUAAAAUUAUUCUUAACAUAAA